AUGAAGCCCAUCGGCGCUACGACUGCCUUCGCAUUUCUAAACAGUGCUUUUCGAAUCACCUACUUCUUCGUCCGGAUCGCCGAAGUCGGAUCUGAAAACGAAGUCUUCGUUCGCACCAUAACGGUUGUGCGCAACGACUUCCUCGAAGUCGAGCGCCUCCUGUCCCACUCAUCCGUACAAGCCAGGUUGCUCCCCACACCGAACAAGCUCGUUUGGAUCAAGGGCUCCCUUCAGAGCACCAAGUCAGUCCUCAACGAGAUAGGAAGGAGGGUGGAGAAAGCAAGGAUGGAGCAACAAGCACUCGGUUCAGUAAAGUUUGAGAUCAGGCUUAAGUGGAUCUUCAAUGAUCACGAGAAGUUGGUGAAUAGGCAGACUGAGUUACCAACUUGCCAUCAUCAAUUGUCGAACGUGUUGGCGAACUUAGUGGGCAUGGAGGACGUUGUUGCCGCGACGGAUCCACCGAAGUAUAAAGAUGCGACGUGUUGUCUCCGAGGCAAAGAAGACGCAGUUCGCAGCCUGCUAAAGACAACCUCACUAUCGAUAGUAUAUCUCGAAACAUAG
Didymosphaeria variabile is the source of this 561-nucleotide messenger RNA. RefSeq lists its product as uncharacterized. NCBI's taxonomy places the organism in Eukaryota, Fungi, Ascomycota, Dothideomycetes, Pleosporales, Didymosphaeriaceae. The record is from RefSeq and is a predicted model, not a curated record. The transcript has a single exon. Bases 1 to 561 code for a protein of 186 amino acids.